AGCGAGCUCUCUAGUGAAUGAAUUCUUGUAGUUGUUGUCGGGCAGCUUUCUCUCUCUUCCUGCCUUUUUGGGCGUCGAUCGUUGCCUCAUAGCCCUGUUCUCUCUCUUCUGAUCUCGAUUGGUAAUUCGAUACUUUUCUCAGAUCUCAAGCGAGCCCUAAACUCAGGAAAAGGAUUUGCACCAGAGAACUGAAAUACAGAAAGAAACUUCAAAGAGAAGCAAUGGAUGAUACUUGUGCUGUCUGUGCUGAGACACUCGAGUGGGCAGCAUAUGGACAAUGUGGACAUCAUGAGGUCUGCUCCACCUGCAUUGCUCGUCUCCGAUUCAUUUGUGAUGAUCGCCGCUGCUGCAUCUGCAAGUCCGAAUCCAAUAUUAUCUUUGUCACCAAGGCUUUAGGAGAUUAUACAAGGAUGAUAAAUGACUUCUCCAUUUUUCCAGUUGAUCCAACAGAGGGUCAAGUUGGGCCCUACUGGUAUCAUGAAGGCACACAAGCUUUCUUUGAUGACUUGGAUCAUUACAAGAUGAUUACGGGAAUGUGUAAGCUUUCGUGCAAUGUUUGCGACAAGAAAGAUGAUCAAGGCAGUGAAGAUUUGAAGAGAAGAGGGAAAUUCAGAAACGUUGCGCAACUGAAGAGCCAUUUGUUCCACCAUCAUAAACUUUUCAUGUGCAGUCUCUGUUUGGAAGGCAGGAAGAUAUUUAUAUGUGAACAAAAGUUGUAUACUAGAGCACAAUUGAAUCGGCAUAUAAACUUUGGUGACUCAGAGGUUGAUGGCAGUGAAAGUGAAAGAGGUGGCUUUAUGGGACAUCCUAUGUGUGAAUUUUGCCGAAAUCCAUUUUAUGGGGACAAUGAGCUGUACACUCAUAUGUCUACUGAGCAUUAUACUUGUCACGUAUGCCAAAGGCAGCAUCCAGGACAGUAUGAUUACUUUAAGAACUAUGAUGACUUGGAGAUCCAUUUUCGUCAAGAACAUUUCUUAUGCGAGGAUGAGGCCUGCCUUGAGAAAAAGUUCAUUGUUUUUGCGACUGAAUCUGAAAUGAAGAGGCAUAAUGCGAUGGAACACGGAGGGCGCAUGUCUCGUUCUAAGCGUAAUGCUGCUUUUCAGAUUCCAAUAAGCUUUCAGUACCGAAGUAGUAGGGAGCGAGAUCAAAAUCGAAGAGGACGUGUUUUUCAACCUGAUUAUUCCGACAGUCAACUUUCUUUGGCUAUUGAAGCCAGUCUUGCGACAGCCAACGCUAAUAUGCCUCGUGGUACUUCAUCCAGGGCCCAAACAGAGUCUGAUCACAGAGAAACUGGUGAAAUCAAUUCCAUUCUCGAGUCAUUUGAAUCACUUGCUAGUGCAGAUUCUGAGCCUUCUUCAAGAAACCGUCAGGCCAUGGGACAAAACUCAAGGAACAACACACCACUGGAAACAUCUUCCUUUCCUCCACUCCCUGUGGCUGCAAGAAACAAUCACCAGAAACAGAGAAAUGGGUCAGAAGGGUUGGGCAGGAAUACAAUGGCUGCUCGUCUUCGUCACCGAAACCAUGUAACUGUCCUUAAUGCAUCUCAGGCUCGACCAACAGCUAGUCGCCAACCUACCUCACUGAUAGUUGGUUCUUCCCAGUUAAGACCAAUAUCAAGUUUUGGACAUGUAUUAUCAUCUGGGUCAGCCAGUUUUAUUACUAAGCCAGCAACAGUUAAUGAGGUUGGACCAUCCAAUUUUUCAAGCUCUAUGCAAAUUAGAUCAACUACUGCUGAUGCACAAUCAGCUAGUUCUGCCAGUUCAUCAACAAAGACAAGAAGUAGCAAAAAGGUCAGUCAUUCUACUUCAACUCCAAAUCUUGUGGACAGAGGUUCUUUAGACCCUGCAGUAUCUGAGUUUCCUCCUGUUUCUGCAACACGUCCUAAUAAAUUGACCAAAAACACGCAGCCUUUACCUAAGGCUGAAGAUGUUCGCACUGCUAAUAAGUCUCUAGUGCAGAGAAUCCGCUCUGAUUUAGAAUUCGAUGAAGACAAAUAUGCUGCUUUCAAAGUGAUUUCUUCAGAAUAUCGCCAGGGUUUAAUUGACACGGGGGAAUAUGUUGCAUAUGUGUUUCAGUUUGGGCUGUCACAUCUCAUUCCUGAGCUAGCUAGACUCUGUCCUGAUGCUCAGAAGCAGAAAGAGCUUGUUGAGGCUUACAGUAUUUGCAGUUUGAGAGGCAAUGGUCCUUGGGAAAAUAGCGCAGCCGAUAACAGUGGUCUGUUGAAACACAAAAAAAGUUCAAAAAAAGGUAAAGAGAAGUGUGAAGAUAAUGGGAUCAGUAGCUCAAAUGGUGCUUUGGAAGAUAGCAUUAUAAACAGUUUGAGAGAAUUGCAGUCGAAUUACAAGCCUUCUAAAGAGGUUGAGAUCUUGUCAAAGGAUGGUUACCGAUCUGCCAAAGGCAAAUCAACGAACUUGGAUGAUGAUGAUGAUGAACAGAGGGUCAAAAAUCAUUCUGAGCCAGCUGCUGGUGGAUUAAAGAAAAGUUCAGGAACUAGUGGAGGGAAUAAGCCACGGAAGAAAACUUCAAAAUUCAAUAGAGUUCGGUUGGGUGAGGGUUCACAGGCGGCAGUUUUAGAUCUUACGAAUUCUGAUUCUUUGCGUGAUUCGACUUUAGGACAAUCAGAUGGAAAUACCGAUACUUCUGAAAGGUUGCCAGUUCGAGGAGCUUGGAAGAAUGGGGGAGGCCGGAGGCUAGUGGCAAACUUGCGAUGACCUGGAGAGAACCUUAAUUUUGAUGAAUUGUUAAUACAGAGAGGAAGAAAAAAAAAAGAAAAGAAAAGCUAGCGUUGGGCCGAUAAGUGAUCUUUCUUUCUUUUUGUGGGAAAUCGCCUUAGAUAAAGCUUUCCGUGUGUUUGUGGUGAAGUACAUAUAUAUGGUCAAGUGUUUUUCUCUUCCUGUACCUUGGAACUCUGAAAAUAUGAUAUUUGGGGGAACAGGUUUUAUGUUUUUUUUAGUUGGAUGGUGACUUGGGAAGAUUCUUGAAUGACCUGUUAUCCCCUCAUUUACUCUUCAGUUGGAAUUGGAUGGAAUCAGAAGUGAACGUUUUUCUUGAUGAAAUGUGGAACAAAAAUGGGAUUUUGUUUUC
This is a messenger RNA of Camellia sinensis, 3087 nucleotides long. The record is from RefSeq and is a predicted model, not a curated record. NCBI's taxonomy places the organism in Eukaryota, Viridiplantae, Streptophyta, Magnoliopsida, Ericales, Theaceae.